AAAAGGUGGUCCAAGGUGCAGAAUGUCUUUUCGCCCCAGAAACCUGAACCGGCGAGGAAACCCGUCUUAAAAGUUGUGUGUUUGUGCUGCGGAUGUUCGGGGACAGUUGGACGGACUUCUCGCCUUCUUGAGCAGCAGACAGGUGACCAUGGCAGAACAGAGAGUGGGAGAGCUGCUGCCAGAGGACGUUGACACAGAUGACUGUAUGACCUCAUACACACACAUAUACAGUCCGGAUUUACUGCAGGAUCAGGUUGCUUUCAUCACCGGCGGCGGGUCUGGAAUUGGAUUGCGGAUAUCUGAAGUGUUAAUGAGGCAUGGCUGUGACACGGUGAUUGCGAGUAGGAACCUGGACAAACUCAAAGAGGCCGCCGCCAAGCUGUCUGCAGCGACUGGGCGUCGCUGUCUCCCCGUGUGCGUCGACGUGAGGCAGCCUGAGACCAUCGCAGCAGCUGUGGACCAAGCACUGGGACAACUGGGUCGAAUAGAUAUCCUGGUUAACAACGCAGCUGGAAACUUCCUAUGUCCCGCCACCUCCCUCUCCUUCAAUGCUUUCAAGACUGUCAUGGAGAUCGACACCAUGGGCACAUUUAACACCAGCAAAGUGGUGUAUGAGAAGUGGUUAAAGGAUCACGGAGGAAACAUAGUGAACAUCUCAGCGACGCUUGGCUACAGAGGUCAGGGCCUCCAGGUACACGCCGGUUCUGCCAAGGCUGCAAAUGAUGCCAUGACCAAGCAUCUGGCGGUGGAGUGGGGGCCCAGCGGAGUGAGGGUUAACACCCUGGCCCCGGGACCUAUCUCUGGCACAGAGGGCUACCGUAGACUGGGCGGACCUCGGGGGGAGGCUGCUGGUGCAUUCCGGAGCAUUCCGCUGCAGCGAGCAGGGAACAAGACGGAGAUGGCCCACGGGGUUCUGUUUCUGGCCAGCCGGGCCUCAUCCUACGUGACCGGGGCCAUCCUGGUGGCGGACGGAGGAUCGUGGCUUACCUCGGCCAACGACGUGUCGAUGCUGUUGGGUAUAGCCUCCUCUAAAUCUGCUAAGCUCUGAAAAGACCCUCCCCUCUGCUCCUCCCCCGCCUCACCCAGGUUAUUGGUCAUCAGAGAAGAAGAGAGACAAGUAAGCGAAGAUAAGAGCGGGUCAGGGGUCAUUUGCCGGUUAUACUCGCUACGUCUGAUCCCUGCCAACCAACUCGGUGUCGCCAUAGCCGAACACCCUAAGUGCCGAAUGUGUCCUAGAAAACGUCUUAACAAAUGUGUUACGCAUUUUGAGGGACCAAAUGGUAUCAAAUCCCCGGAAAGUCCGGCCCAACUGCUCAGUAGUGCGUUUUGUCCUUUACGUGUGAUUGUCAACAUAAAUAAACCCUUCAUAACUGCGAGUAUUUGUGGUUGCAGUUCGGUCAUGGACUCUUGUUAUUCUCUUGUGAGACUUCCCGUAUUUGCCUCAUCGAGUCUAAAUAAAAGUGGUAAGACGGUCGAGUUUUCCGCCUCUCGUUUCAUCGGCCGAGCGUGUUCAGACCCUCGCGCUCUCUCAGCGGGCGUUAUAACGCAGCGCUCGCUCUUCGCCCCGAGUCACGGGGGGCCGGCGGCGCGCGGCACAAAGCUCCGCUGACGAGCGCCACAGUGCCGCGUGGUUUCACCUGGGGGCGGAAAAGGAUCAGAAACGCAGAAGUGCUGAACGGCGCAAACACGCCGAAUAGUUGUUUUGUGGUCAUUGCAGGGUGGUUUCACUGGCGAGUUAGGGGCGGUUCGUCCCUUUUUACACGCAAAUGAACGCAUGAACCCUGUCCGGUCGUCUGUGAAUGGUAAAAAAAAAAAAAUCAAAAAAAUAAAUCAUGGUGAUGAAGGACGAGAAGAUCCCGUUUCACGUUAGGACAUUGAGAUGCGCUCAGAAACGACGUGCGAGUUCUUGUGCGCACCCAUCCAGCUCAUUAAUGCGACUGUAACUGAUGUGUAAUUCAUCGGUCUGUGUGUGAUUCAUCAGCAUAUUUUGUUUAUUCAAUGAAGGCGUUUUAGGUUAAAACAAAAAAUAAUAAAAGUGUUU
Messenger RNA from Lampris incognitus (smalleye Pacific opah), 2041 nucleotides. It is a transcript of the gene decr2, whose product is annotated as 2,4-dienoyl CoA reductase 2, peroxisomal. Bases 149 to 1048 code for a protein of 299 amino acids. Gene Ontology annotation, molecular function: 2,4-dienoyl-CoA reductase (NADPH) activity. The transcript has 10 exons. The record is from RefSeq and is a predicted model, not a curated record. NCBI's taxonomy places the organism in Eukaryota, Metazoa, Chordata, Actinopteri, Lampriformes, Lampridae. Gene Ontology annotation, biological process: fatty acid catabolic process.